Messenger RNA from Letharia columbiana, 1863 nucleotides. RefSeq lists its product as uncharacterized. The record is from RefSeq and is a predicted model, not a curated record. The coding region runs from base 1 to 1863 and encodes 620 amino acids. The transcript has 5 exons. NCBI's taxonomy places the organism in Eukaryota, Fungi, Ascomycota, Lecanoromycetes, Lecanorales, Parmeliaceae.
AUGGAACUUACUCGCGUUUGGUGCAGAGUUUGCGUGCUGCUUACAAGCAUUGUCGCCACAUCUGCAACGCCUAACACACCUACCACGCCUGCCACGCGGUAUAUCGUGCCCCUCUACAAUAGUGAUAGGCGGUCUGCUUCUGUUGCUGCUCCAAUUGUCGACCUUGGCUAUGAUCGUUACCAAGGAUACUACGACUCCGAAUUUGGGCUCAAUGUAUUCAAAGGCAUCCGAUACGCUGCUCCUCCGAUUGGCAAGCUACGAUGGCAGGCACCUCAGACCCCAGCUCCGUCAGAGAAUAACACCAUCACCCAAGCCGUAGUCCAACCGCCACUUUGUCCACAAUCCGGCGCUGCGCAAACCCCUGCAAUAUAUGGCUUCAAUUCGGGACCAGGUGAUGAAGACUGCUUGUUCCUCAAUGUUUACGCACCCCCGCAUGCGAAGAACCUGCCAGUCAUCUUUUGGAUCCAUGGAGGCGGUUACGGUCUCUUUGGGGCAGUGUACGAUCCUAGCCAGCUGAUUAACACAAACGACAAUGGUUUCAUUGCAGUCAUAAUCCAAUAUAGGCUUGGCGCAUUUGGAUUCCUAUCGUCUGAAGAUGUCAAACAAAAUGGCCAAGUCAAUGCUGGUCUUUUGGACCAACACUUUGCUCUUCGAUGGGUCCAAAAUCAUAUUAAAAAGUUCGGCGGAGAUCCCAGGAAGGUUACUCUUGCUGGUGAGUCUGCUGGUGCUGCUUCUGUCAUGCUACAAGCAAUGGCGUACGGGGGCAAGCAGGAUGUUACGCUUUUUGACAACCUUAUAGCCGCAAGUGUGUAUUUGGCAAAGCAGUAUCACUACAAUGAUCAGGUUCCAACCCAGUAUUACGAAGCGUUUGCCAAAGCUGCCGGUUGCACUGCUGGCUCAAAUACCACCGAGUCCUCUGUCUUUGACUGUUUAGUGAGCGCGAACACGGCCGUGCUACAAAACGCUAGUGCUACUGUGUCGCAGUCUGGAGAGUUUGGGACUUUCGCUUUCUUACCUGUCACUGACGGUAACUUCGUCCAAGCGGCGCCAUCGCAGCAGUUACUUGAGAAAGCAGUGAGCGGGAAACGUCUCCUUAUUGGGAAUAAUGCGAAUGAAGGUGCUCCGCUGACCCCUUCAACAAUUCUUACCGCGGACGACUUCCUAAAUUAUGUCAAUACCACCUUACCCUCCCUCACCGCAGCCGAUAAAUCACGCCUUCUGCAGAUUUAUCGGUUUGACAAUUCCAACACUGACCUUUCAGCACCACUGUUCGAUACCCUUGGCAACAGCGGACCUACAGCUCUGAACCAAUCCGAGUUCGCCACAGGUCAAAAACAGCGCGCAUUCAAUCUCAACAGCGAGGUCACAUUUACCUGUCCUGGUUACUGGUUCGCAGAAGCGUUCUCAGGUGCCGGAAGAGAGAGCUGGAAAUACCAGUAUUCUGUCACUCCAGCGUACCAUGGCGCUGACCUGACCGCAUACUUUUCAGUUAACGCAACGACACCAACCCUAGAUUUUAUUUAUGCUUUCCAGAAAUUAUGGGGCAAUUUCAUCAUGAAUAACAGUCCGGUGAUUCCGAUCAUCGAAGCCAGCGGGAACGCUACAUACGCAACAGUGCCUCGAGGCCAUGGCAGUAACUUGCACUGGCCAACGUACUCGGACACGUCGAAUAUCCAGAUGAACCUCAACACGACGGGCGGGACGGUGCAGAGCGUCUUGGUGACGCCUAGCUAUUCGUAUGACCUUCGUUUGGACCCGGGCGUUAGCAACGACUUUCGACUGGUCAACGCUGACACCUGGGAGGGCGGUAGAGGUUCACGAUGUCAGUUUUGGAGAGAGGUCGCGCCCAGGGUGCCGCAAUAG